This is a messenger RNA of Glycine soja, 4114 nucleotides long. Its product is annotated as protein SMAX1-LIKE 6-like. The coding region runs from base 643 to 3912 and encodes 1089 amino acids. Gene Ontology annotation, molecular function: ATP binding; ATP hydrolysis activity. The transcript is spliced from 3 exons. Lineage: Eukaryota; Viridiplantae; Streptophyta; Magnoliopsida; Fabales; Fabaceae. The record is from RefSeq and is a predicted model, not a curated record.
CUAUCCAAUCCACUUUUUAAAAGAUAGCUUUCGAUAUUCAAAUCUAUCAAAGGCACACACCCAAAAGAGAGACCAUGGUCCAUGUAAUUGGAAACAGGAAGUUGUGCACACCUUUCACUCAUGGCCAUGGAGAGUGAGGUAGUAGAGAGAAUCUAUGCCCACCAUCUGUUCGAUCAGUGAAUGGCCAAGCAAAAGGGUCCCACCCAAAAAAACUAUCCACCCCACCAUAAUAUCCCCAUAGAAACCUAAAUACCAAAAAACAAAAAACCCAAACAUUACAAUACACCAUCCUCUGCCACAACCAUCACCACCAAAAAUAAACCUUCUCAGUUCUCACUCUGCUCCUCCCCCUUGUCUUCUCUUCACCAAUAAUUUAUUCCACACUCUGAACAAGUAAAACCCAAACCAAAUCAAACCCCUCCAACAAUUUUCUCAUUUUCAUUUUUUUAAUCUUCAUCAUCAUCAUCUCUCUACUAAAGUCCAAUCCCAAGCACCUGGUUCCCAGAUAACGCUACAUUUUAUUUAUUUACCCUCUCCCCCUAUAAUAUUAUUAAUUAUUUCUUUAUUUAUUUUAUUUAAUAUCACACACUCUACUUAUUUAUUAUAUUAUUAUUGUGAUUAUUAUAUAUAUGCUCGCCGGCGAUGCCGACGCCGGUCAGCAUAGCGAGGCAAUGCUUAACCGACGAGGCCGCGCGUGCACUCGACGACGCGGUCGCCGUCGCGCGCCGCCGCAGCCACGCACAGACGACGUCGCUCCACGCCAUCUCCGCCCUUUUAGCGCUCCCCUCCUCCGCCCUGCGCGACGCGUGCGGCCGCGCGCGCUCCGGCGCCGCCAGAUUCUCCGCCACGUACUCGCCGCGCCUCCAGUUCCGCGCGCUGGAACUCUCCGUCGGAGUCUCCCUCGACCGGCUCCCGUCGUCGAAGUCCACUGCCGGCGGCAGCGACGAGGAGCCGCCGGUGUCGAACUCUCUGAUGGCGGCGAUUAAGCGGUCUCAGGCGAACCAGCGGCGGCACCCGGAGAGCUUCCACAUGUUCCAGCAGAGCCAGCAGGGAACGACAACGACGUCGUUUUUGAAAGUUGAACUAAAGCACUUCGUUUUGUCGAUCCUCGAUGACCCUAUCGUGAGUCGCGUUUUCGCCGAAGCAGGGUUUCGAAGCUGCGAUAUAAAACUCGCGUUGCUCCAACCGCCUCUACCUCCGGUUCAGCACCGGUUCAACCGGUCGCCUCCGGUUUUUCUCUGUAACCUCGACCCGGCCCGGCCUGACGAAAAUAUUCGCAGGAUCUUGGAAGUUCUCGCGAGAAAAAACAAGAGAAACCCUUUGCUUAUGGGUGUUUACGCAAAGAAUGCUCUGAGGGGUUUCGUUGAGAUGGUUCGGAACGGAAGAGGAGGUUCGGUGUUAGGUUCGGAGUUGAGGGUUGUCUGUUUGGAGAGGGAGAUUGGGGAGUUUGUGAAAAAGGGUGGUUGUGGGGAAGAGAAAUUUGGUGUGAGGUUGAAGGAGUUGGAACAAUGUGAGAGUUCUGGUUCUGGGGUUGUUGUUAGUUUCGGGGAGAUUGAGGUUUUUUUAGGGGAUGAUGUGGAUGUUGAUGCUGUUAGGUUCGUUUUUUCGGGUUUAACGAGGUUGUUGGAGAUUCGUGGUGAAAAGGUUUCGUUGCUGGGAGUGGCGGAAACUUCUCAUGCUUAUUCGAAGUUGUUGGGUUUGUUUCCUAAUGUGGAGAACGAUUGGGAUCUUCAUUUGCUUACUGUUACUUCCGCCACUCCUUCAAUGGAAGGACUCUACUCUAAAUCCAGCUUGAUGGGGUCCUUUGUUCCAUUUGGUGGGUUCUUUUCUACACCUGAAAUCAGAAGUCCCGUAAGCUGUACAAAUGCACCUUUUACCCGUUGUGACACAUGCAAUAAAAAAUGUGAACAAGAAGUUGCAGAUCUUCUGAAGGUAGGUCCUUCAUCUAGUAACUCAACGAGCUCACCCUGGUUACAAAAGGUUGUUAAUGUGGAGACGCAUAGAGGGUCGGAUGCGGCAAAGACUAAUGAAGAAAACACAAGUUUGAAUGAUAAGAUCUUGGGAUUUCAAAAGAAAUGGAAUGAUAUUUGUCAGCGUCUUCAUCACACAAGUUCACUACCUCAAUUUGAUAUUUCUCAAACAAGGUCCCAAUCUCCAACACUUGAGGUUUCACGCUUUGGUCCGGAUUUUAAGGAAAGCAGCAGUAAAGACCCAUCACACAAUGAAUUCCAAUAUUCUAGUCAAAUUUCCUACAUGCCCAAAGAGUUGCAUGGUAUUUUUCCAUCAAAGCAGUUAUCUGUUCCAUUACCUUCUGAUACAGUCAGCAUUAAUACUGGAACUGAUCAUGUUCUAAAAGUUUCAGAGACACUGCAAAUUCACAUGAAGACCCCUUGGGCUGCCCCUUCCCUUAUGGCCAAUAAGAGUGUGCUUGACCACAGAUCAUCUUCAUCCCCUACUCGUGUGACCACAGAUUUAGGAUUGGGAACGUUAUAUACAUCAACUGCUCAGGAUCCAGAUACCCCAAAACUGCAAGAUCAAAGAAAGCAUCUUCAGCGCUUGUCAGAUUCUGUUUCAACUGAUUGUGAUGGUACGAAUGAAAAUACUUCUCACCGAACUGCUAGAUCUUCCUGCUCUGGUUCAAAUUUGGAAGGAAAAUUUGAUUUAGCAGAUUUCAAGUCUCUUAAUCGACUUCUCAAUGAAAAGGUUGGCUGGCAGGAUCAGGCCAUACGUGCUAUCAGUCAAACUUUGUCCCUUUGUAAAUCUGGUGCAGGAAAGCGUAGAGGCUCACAUGGUAGAGCAGACAUAUGGUUGGCUUUCCUUGGACCAGAUAGACUUGGAAAAAGGAAAAUUGCUUCAGCUCUUGCAGAGACUAUAUUUGGAAACCCUGAAAGCCUAAUCUCUGUGGAUCUGGGCUUCCAGGAUGGCUUUUACCCAUUGAACUCGGUUUUUGAAUACCAAAAAUCACGUUGUUAUGAUGUGCUUAGGAGGAAGACAAUUUUGGAUUAUAUUGCUGGGGAGUUGAGUAAAAAACCCCAUUCUGUUGUCUUUCUUGAAAAUGUAGAUAAAGCUGAUGUUUUGGUGCAGAAUAGUUUGUUGCAGGCAUUAAGAACAGGAAAAUUUUCAUAUUCGCAUGGAAGGGCGAUUAGCAUCAAUAACACUAUCUUUGUUGUAACCUCAACUGUCUGUAAAGGUAAUGACUCUUUUGUUUUGGAAGAGUCUAAGAUGUUUUCUGAGGAAAGAAUGCUUGAAGCCAAAAGAUGCCAAAUGCAAUUAUUAAUUGGACGUGCUUCUGAGGAUGCCAAAAGAAUUGGUGGCACAAAUGUUAAGGUUGUACCCAGAAAAGGGUUUUCCAAAUCAUCAUCUCUGAACAAAAGAAAGCAGGCUGAUAUUAGUGACUCCAAGGAGGGAGCAACAAGCAAGAUGCAGAAACAAGACAGCGAGGCAUCUCGAUCCUUUCUAGAUCUAAAUAUGCCUGUAGAGGAGGGUGAAGAGGGUGUCAAUGACAAUGACCAUGAAAGUGAAUCCAUGUCAGAAAACACAGACGCCUGGUUGAGUGAUUUCUUUGAUCAAAUUGACGAGAAAGUGGUUUUUAAGCCAUUCAAUUUCAAUGAGCUUGCUGAGCAAGUAUUGAAAAGAAUUGGCAUGCUAUUUCAAAGGACAUUCGGCUCAGAGCUUCAGCUGGAAAUUGAUCAUGAGGUAAUAGCAUACAUACUCGCAGCUGCUUGGUUAUCAGACAAGAAAAAUGCAGUGGAGGAUUGGAUUGAACAUGUUCUUGGCAAAGGCUUCGUUGAAGCUCAGCAGAAGUACCAUCCUGCAGCUCAAUAUGUAGUGAAACUGGUUAAUUGUGAAUCCAUUUUUGUGGAAGAGCAAGCCCCUGAUGUAUGCCUUCCAGCUAGAAUUAACAUGGACUAAAUUUUUUGCUCUCUUUGUAUUGUUGUAAUCAGUUGUAAAAUGUAGCUUUUAGGAUAUAUAUAGCAUUUGGUAGUUGGUAGCGGUGUUCAGCUAAUUAAUCUCACUAUUUUUGUUUUCUUUAAAUCAUUGUGUUGUAAUUUCUAUGAUAAAUGAAUGUGUAAUUUUCUAUAUAUUAUACCUAUUUAAUACAUCCUUUUAUCCU